This is a messenger RNA of Hevea brasiliensis (rubber tree), 2782 nucleotides long. Its product is annotated as ATP-dependent zinc metalloprotease FTSH 4, mitochondrial. Lineage: Eukaryota; Viridiplantae; Streptophyta; Magnoliopsida; Malpighiales; Euphorbiaceae. The transcript is spliced from 7 exons. Gene Ontology annotation, cellular component: membrane; chloroplast thylakoid. Gene Ontology annotation, molecular function: ATP binding; ATP hydrolysis activity; metalloendopeptidase activity. The coding region runs from base 297 to 2444 and encodes 715 amino acids. The record is from RefSeq and is a predicted model, not a curated record. Gene Ontology annotation, biological process: proteolysis.
CAGGCUGCUGGAGUUAAUAAGAAAGGAACAGGAAAAAUAGAUGUUUCCCCAAAUCCAAACUCUUCCGUUCUUUCCUUCCCCAAAACCAUAACCUAUCUUCCCCACCUCCAACGCUCUCUCUCUCUCUCUCUCCUUUACACUCGAGACCUUCUCAUUUUCCUUCUUUUUCUCGCUAUCCAAGCACACCCGAAAUACUUUCACUUUACAUCGCAUCGCCAACAUAUUUUCGGACACACAGAGAGAGAAGGAGCUAACGAAGCAAAGAAGAUCAGACCUCUUUGGUUCCUAGUCGCGGCAUGGCUUGGAGGCGCCUAAUCACGCAGGCUUCAAGGCAUCAAUCAGAGUUAGGACAGUACAAAAGUUUGUUUGUCAGAACUUACUUUCCUGCUAGCAAGCUUGGAUGCGAUGCAGGGAGUGGGCUUUUAAAUGCUGAAAGAAGGUUUCAGUCGAGCUAUGCUGGUAACUUAGGUCGCAGUGUACGUGGUACAGAUGAAGCUAGUGAAGUUCCACAUCUUAAAGAACUUUAUCACCGAAAUGAUCCUGAAGCAGUAACAAGACUAUUUGAAAGUCAACCAUCAUUACAUAGCAACACCAAACCGCUUUCUGAAAUUGUCAGGGCAUUAGUCAGAGAGGACAGGCUGGAUGACAGUGAGUUGCUUAAGACCUUGCAGAGAGGCAUUGCUAAUUCUGCAAGGGAGGAAGAAAGCAUAGGAUGUCUUUCUGCUUUCAAGAAUAUGGGAAAAUCUGCAAAAGAUGGCGUUCUUGGAACUGCUAGUGCACCUAUUCAUAUGGUGGCUACAGAAGGAGGGCAUUUUAAAGAGCAGCUUUGGCGCACUAUUCGUACUAUUGCCCUGGCCUUUUUGUUGAUUUCUGGUGCAGGGGCACUUAUUGAGGACAGAGGAAUCAGUAAAGGACUUGGUCUACAUGAGGAGGUGCAACCUAGCAUGGAAUCUAACACCAAAUUUAGUGAUGUAAAGGGUGUUGAUGAGGCCAAGGCAGAGCUAGAAGAAAUUGUCCAUUAUCUUCGAGAUCCAAAGCGCUUCACUCGUCUAGGUGGUAAGCUCCCAAAAGGUGUUCUACUUGUUGGCCCACCUGGCACCGGCAAGACUAUGUUAGCCAGAGCAAUUGCUGGUGAAGCUGGGGUUCCUUUCUUCUCAUGCAGUGGGAGUGAGUUUGAGGAGAUGUUUGUUGGAGUCGGAGCCCGGAGGGUGAGGGAUCUUUUUUCUGCUGCAAAGAAACGGUCACCCUGUAUAAUAUUUAUUGAUGAGAUAGAUGCUAUUGGGGGAAGCCGUAACCCAAAGGAUCAGCAGUACAUGAAGAUGACUUUGAACCAAUUGCUCGUUGAAUUGGAUGGCUUUAAGCAAAACGAAGGGAUUAUUGUAAUUGCAGCAACAAAUUUUCCAGAAUCACUGGACAAGGCCCUGGUGAGACCUGGACGGUUUGAUCGCCACAUUGUUGUUCCUAAUCCAGAUGUAGAAGGAAGGAGACAGAUCAUGGAAUCCCACAUGUCAAAGGUCUUGAGGGCAGAUGAUGUUGAUUUGAUGAUCAUUGCUAGAGGGACUCCUGGGUUCUCAGGUGCUGAUCUUGCAAACUUGGUCAAUAUUGCUGCUCUCAAGGCUGCAAUGGAUGGUGCUAAAGCAGUGACAAUGGCUGAUCUAGAGUAUGCAAAGGAUAAGAUAAUGAUGGGAAGUGAACGCAAGUCAGCCGUAAUUUCUGACGAGUCGCGAAGGCUAACAGCUUUUCAUGAGGGUGGGCAUGCCCUUGUGGCCAUUCAUACUGAUGGAGCUCUCCCAGUUCAUAAGGCAACAAUAGUUCCCAGAGGUAUGUCACUUGGCAUGGUUGCCCAAUUGCCUGACAAGGAUGAGACGAGUAUAUCCCGCAAACAGAUGCUUGCCAUGCUUGAUGUAUGCAUGGGAGGGCGAGUUGCAGAGGAGCUGAUUUUUGGAGAAAACGAAGUUACUUCUGGGGCAUCUUCUGAUCUGCAACAAGCCACUAAUCUUGCAAAAGCAAUGAUUAGCAAGUAUGGCAUGAGUAAAGAAGUUGGGGUUGUCACCCACAAUUAUGAUGACAAUGGAAAGAGCAUGAGCACUGAGACUAGACUACUUAUUGAGAAAGAAGUGAAGAAUUUCCUGGAAAGGGCUUACAACAAUGCAAAAACCAUCCUCACGACCCAUAGCAAGGAGCAUCAUGCACUUGCUAAUGCUUUGCUUGAGCAUGAAACACUCACAGGAAGUCAAAUCAAGGCUCUGCUUGCCCAUGUGAAUUCACAGCAACAACAACAGCAGCAUCAGCAGAAAGUUGCAUCGCAGGGCAGUUCACAGUCUAACCCAGUACCUCCAUCUACUCCUAAUCCAGCUGCAUCUGCAGCUGCUGCAGCAGCAGCGGCUGCUGCCGCAGCAACUGCAGCAGCUAAAGCUAAAGGCAUUGCCCCCGUUGGGUCUUAGCAGAAAGGUGAGGCUGCUAGCCAAUUGGCCAUUUAUUCAAUUAAAUGUGAAUAUAGUGAUUUGAAUCGACUUACAAGCUGUUAUGUGCUCAAGUAAUUCCAAAGAGUUUCUAUUACGCAACUAUGCGAGUCGUGAGAUUGACUACAGGCUUUAGAAUUAAAAACAGUAACAUGACCAUGUCAAUUGUAGCUGGCAUUAGAGUGCAUUGCUGUCCAUCCAAUGGCUGGCUUUUUUCUUUUUUAGUUUCAUUUUUUUUUCCUUGUUAGUUCUCAUGAUUUUGUUUAUACGGUUGCAAUAAUAUUCCCCCUUAAGGAUAAAUUGCUGAAGGCAUUCUCCAA